Microdochium trichocladiopsis is the source of this 527-nucleotide messenger RNA. RefSeq lists its product as uncharacterized. The transcript has 2 exons. The record is from RefSeq and is a predicted model, not a curated record. NCBI's taxonomy places the organism in Eukaryota, Fungi, Ascomycota, Sordariomycetes, Xylariales, Microdochiaceae. The annotation marks the transcript as partial.
GUCGCCAACGUCGGUUUAAGCGCAUGAUUUUUAGGCCAUUCUGUUAAGUCAAUCAUUCUGAACGCGCCAAACGUCUUCAUUUACCAAUACCGUCACUCUGUACCGAGAAAACGCGAUGCCCGGUCCAGAGCAUACUACGCCCCGGCGGGCAAGGCCCCUGGGUACCAUAUGGUGGCUACAGAAGCGAGGCCUCCUGACGGCAGACGGUCGAACCCACGACAACAACGGCCAGAGGCUGUUCUCGAAGGCAGAGGUCUUCGCGGACUUCAAUGUUCCGAAGAGAACUGGCUUCAGGUGGCUUCGUGCUAUUCCUGAACCUCCUCAAGAAACAGCCGAGUCCGAGGAGACCUCGCAAAGAGGGUCGCCAUCACCAUCACCGUUACCAAAGAGGCAGUGCUUCGACCACGAGUAUUAUAUGCGCCGGACGGCCCAUAACCCUCUUAUCGAUAAUAAACGUGGGUUACCGCCUGCCGUGGCCAAUCGCGGCAGCAGAGUCGGGCCUCAAGGUCACCUGUUGCGAGAGGGUA